Molecule: messenger RNA, 2211 nt
Organism: Brachypodium distachyon (stiff brome)
Lineage: Eukaryota; Viridiplantae; Streptophyta; Magnoliopsida; Poales; Poaceae
Exons: 1
Coding region: 51-1994 (647 amino acids)
Source: RefSeq, a predicted model, not a curated record
UUGGAAGAGGAAAAAGGUUUCCCCAAAAAAUAAAAAAUAAACCAUCGGAUAUGCCGAAGACCUCCUCGUCGCCUUCCCCCACCGUCUCCCCCAUGAAUCCCCUCCUCCCCUCCUCCUCCUACCUCAAAUCCCACCACCCGCCGGACCCAGACCCGAGCUCCCCGAACCCUAGCCCGUGCAGCUACCUCCUCCAUGUCGACGCCGACGACGAGGCGCUGAUCCAAAUCCACGGCCCGAACCCUAGCUCCGGCGUCGCCUCCUCCCUCGCGCUGCCGCACGUCGACCCGACGCCGCACAUCUCCUCGCAGUUCUACACCUUCACCGCUGCCUCCCAUGCGCUCAUGCUGCGGUGCCUCCUCGCGGGCCGCCCCGCCGCCGCCGAGGAGGUCCGCGCCGCCACGGCGCCCUCCGUGCUCGCCUCGUGGCGGGCGGUGUGGAAGGACCGGAACGAGGAUACCGCCUACCUCACCGCGUGGAAGCGCAUCCAGGACAAGCUCGCAGCUUCGGCCGACGGGAGGUAUCUCCAGUUCAAGUCCAACCCCGCGCAGCGCGUCUCGCAUGUCGGCCAGUGGCAGGACAUAGUCUCGGAGGCGCAUGCCGACCCAGACCUGCUCCGCCACCUCGGGCUCAAGGACACCGUUGACCGUAUCAGGCAGUCGUGGACUGUGGGGGCCAAAUUCUACGGUAUUCCCGAAUCAUUCGUCCGUGUAUGUGUUGCUGCCUGCCCUGUUUGUAAGGCUGCACCUGCUGGAUUGCCUGAUUCUGCUAUCUCAUCCCCUGGACGAGGUAAGCGGCGCCGCCGGUUUGAAUAUACAGAGACGCUGGAUGUGCCUGCGCGAGAUGUGCCACGCCGGCUACAGCAGUUAGCUGCCAAGCAUAAGGUGGUCCUCUGUAUUAGGCAGAAGUAUAUAAGGUAUAAGCCGUUCAUGGCUGAAGUGAAGGAUUAUGCGUGCCAUCGAGCUGGGGUACCAACUUCAAGUAAUGGGAAUUCUGCAUCCUCUUCAGCUAGUGCCUCCGAGGCGAAGAAGACACGGGGGCUGAAGCGCGAGCCAUACCAGUCGAAGAGGUGCGGCUGUGGGUUCCGUAUUCGGGCCAUAGUGCCCAUAGCCAAUUAUAACGAGAAAGACAAAAGUUUUGUAUAUCAGGAGGAAGGCACUGCAGUGUUCAAGCUUUACGCGGUGCACUCGGGGCAUGAACCUGGGCCACUUGAUGGCAGUGCUCGAAUUGUUCACAGAUUAGUUGGACAUAAGGGCACAUUUGAGUUUGAUCCAGAUAUUUAUGAUGUCAAUGAGGAAGCUGAUCCUAACUUUACGAUUAAGGGAGAUAUAUAUGUUGAUAUUGACGACUCGCAUCAGGCAGUCUUGCAGCAAGUCCGGGAUCUCAGAGCAGAGGUGGUCUCUUUAGAAGGGAAGGUGGUUAAGAUGCACCCCGAACUGUUGGGUUCUCUUUCCAGUGAGCUAUCUGAGGUUUUACACAGGAUUAGGAAGUUUACUUUGGAUGGCAAUACCUACCAACCAGAGGAGACAUUGAUGAUGGGCAAUGAGGUUGUUGGCGGAUGGGGGACUGAUGAUGUGGCCCACCACUUAGAUCAUCAUGACGGUGCAUUCUGCAAGGAUGAUGAAAUACUUGAUGACGAUGACACUGAUUUUGGUUCGAGCCUCGGGCCUAUUGUCUCGUGGGAUAGAAUGGCAGCUGAGUGUGAGGAUAGAAAGAUGCUAAUGGGUGAUAGCCCAAAGUGUGAUAAGUGGAUGCUCAAGGAUAAUGCUGGUGACUUUGAUGAAAAGAGUAUUCUUAACUGUGGGGAUGAUGAUGGCGUUGAGGAUUCGAAGAUUAUUAAGCCACUGAUGCAUGAUGAAACCAUGGUAACCGACUCAAGUUUGUUAGGUCUACAUGUCGAUGGAUUCUACUCCGUGCCCAAGUGGUAUGAUUCACCCGUAGGUUUGGAUUCCAGCGGCGAUGCAGGAGAUGCCAGUUUUAGACAUGGACUCGUGUGAGAUUUGUGAUCCGCCCCUGAUACUAGGAAGGUCUUGUAUAUUCUGUAUACUAGAAGGUCAUAAGCUUGCACCAAUUUAAUGUAGUGUCUGUAGGUGCAUCUUCAAAGUAGCCUAUCUUCCCUGAUAUACAUUCUGAUUAAUCAAUUCAACCUUUUUAACUUGUGUAUAGUGCAUUUGUUGAUUACUAUCUUGUUUCAAGACAUUUGAGCUUUGGCUC